This is a messenger RNA of Salpingoeca rosetta, 9978 nucleotides long. RefSeq lists its product as uncharacterized. The transcript has 7 exons. Gene Ontology annotation, molecular function: protein binding. The coding region runs from base 431 to 9742 and encodes 3103 amino acids. NCBI's taxonomy places the organism in Eukaryota, Choanoflagellata, Craspedida, Salpingoecidae. The record is from RefSeq and is a predicted model, not a curated record.
GGUUGGUUGGUUUGGUCUGUGUUUUGUUUUCCCCCUUGCCCCACACCACCACCACAGAGCAGCCACACCAACAACAAAACCUAAACCCACCCCAAACACACAACCCACCUGACGGGCGUCCUUGUUCGAUCAAACCUCCCCCUCCCUCACUGCCUGCCUGGCUGGCUUGCCUGGCUCGCUCUCUUCACACGGGUGCAUUCCACCUCGUUGUCAGCCAGCACACGAGCACAGAUACAUACACACAUACAUACACACGAAUACAGCCGCCUCGCGCACAGCGCCUGCGUCGGUUGCAAUUUUCAUCCAUCCAGUGAGACCGCAAGCAAGUCCACUCGCUCCCGUUUGUCGAGACGCGGGCAAACAAUCACAGCAGUGGCAGCAACUGUAGCAACUGUAGCUUUUGUUCCCUGUCCCCGCGACACAACCAACCAUGCCAGUCCAUGCAUGGGGGACUGGCGAGAAUGACGCGCAACCUCCAGAGUUCAACGUCAUCCACGUCACCGUGCACCGCUCGCGUGAAUAUGCCUUUGGCUUCACCCUCGGCUCCACUGCGGAGAAGCUGCAUGUGGUGUCGUCUGUGACGGCAGCAGGCCCUGCGUUUGGUCUGCUCCAGGAGGGCGACAUUGUCGAGGCCAUCAACGGCAUCACCACCGCCAACCUCUCCCACCGCGCAGUGCCACGCAUGAUUGGCAGCAAGAAGGUGCUCAACCUUCGCCUGCGGCGGCCCCUUGACUCUGGCCAAACGUCGUCCCCCGCGUCCUCUGCCUCCUCCUCGGCCGCCACCGUAUCGGAUACGUCGCGCCCGCGCUCCUCGCGCCUCAACUUCAUUGCGCAGUCCGGGCCCAUCGGCACGCCAGCGCGCAGCAUCGUGGACGAGCUGAAGCUGCGCUACACGCCGCAGCAGUACAACUCGCCCGCCUCCGACGCAGCGGGCCCGCCGGAGUUUGCAGAGACGCCGCUGCCAGGCACUGCGCCGCAGCCAACGGGUGAUGACAACACGGCAGCUGGCGCCAGUGGCGACGAGAUUGUCCCCGUACAGCGGCGGCUUGAUGGCAACGCAGCAGCACCAGCACCAGCCAUGCAGACACCGCGCAGUGCCGUGCGCUCAGACCGCCUCCCGCCACUCAACUUCUCGCAAGAGGAGAGCAGCCUGCUGAACACGUCUGCGGACGCCAGCCAUGCCCAGCGCAGCCGCAUGGACCUGAGCCCCAUCACCCCGGCCAGCACCGUCAGCGCCAUGCGCUCCCAGCCAACAGCAGCCCGCCGCCGCUCCAGCCAGCUCGCAACAUCAACCCCGCAGACUGCUGCCGCACCUGCCACCACCACCACCGUCAGCGAUGCACCCGUGACGUCUGCCGCGUCUGCGCCAACCUCAACCAUGCCCACCUCAGGCCCCAUCGAGAGCGUGUUCAUCCAGCGAGUGGCCGGCCAGCGUCUGGGCCUGCGCGUCGUAGGCGGCCUCGACACCCAGCUCAUGGCCGUUUUUGUUGAUGGCAUCACCGAAAAUUCGGCGGCAGCGGCGUCCAACAUCCAAUAUGGCGACCGGCUGCUGGCCGCAGACGGCGUGUCGCUGCUCAACCAGUCGCGGGACCGCGUGGUGGACAUCCUGCGGGGAGCAGGGUCGACCCUCACGCUGGUGGUGCAGCACAUUGGCGCCGACCAGUGGCACGACAUCAAGGCUGAGGCCGCAUACCGCGUGGAGAUGCGCCACCCGCACGCCUUUGCCGUCCGCGAGCUUGUCCUGCCGCUGCUCAGCAGCGAGCCAACAGCAACGUGCACGCGCGGCGAAGUAAAGACCGUCACCCUCUCCACCGACGACGACUGGGUGCAGGUCUCUGGCGGGUGCGGCAGCGUCCUCGGCGGCUUCUUCGUCACGCGUGUUGGCGACGGUGCUGGGGCGCCCAUCGCCGUCGGGCACCGCGUCAUCGACGUCAACCAGCGGUCGUUCGUCCUGUCCAAGAUGUGGGACCUGCAGCAGCUGGCGGAGAACCUCGCCACCCCCGUCCACCUCACCGUCCAAGUCGUCGAUACCCAGCAGUGGGCCCGCAUCUGCGAUGCAGCCGAGUUUGACCUCGUUGCAGACACGCGCAACAGCGCAUUUGUCGGCGGCGCUGCCAAGCUGCGGCCACAGCACGACCAGCAGCAGCGGCAGCAGAGGAUGAGUGUUGCCUCCACAGCGAGCUCCACCCCGUCCGGCCACCCGCUCACGUCCAUGUUGUUCCCAGCACCGCCGCCGCCAUCGUCGUCGUCACGAACCAGCCCGCGCCGCGCGUCACGCGAGACAGCCGUGGUGAGCAUGAACGGUGGUGUGCGCACUGUUCAACUCACACGUACGGAGGACGGCACGUUCGGCUUCACCCUCAUUGGGCCAAGCGACCCGGCCCAGCGCAACAGCCACGUGGAGGGCGUGUAUGUGAAGGAGCUGACGUGCGCAGAGCCGAUUGAGGCCGGCCUGUUCAUUGGCGACCGCAUCCUGGCCAUCAACGAGCACGACGUGACGUCCGAGCUGGCAAACGCCGUCAUUGACCGCAUUGCGUCGCUCGACCGCAUGACGCUCGCCGUGGAGAACAGCCCACGGGCGCUGGCGCUGCUUGAGGUUGAGCGGCGGAAGGCCGGCGAGCCGCGACUCGUCACCGUCACCAACAUCAGGCGGUACGGGCUCGGCAUCGACCUGCUCGCCUCGCUCGACGCAACGGCAUCCGACCUCGACAACAGCAGCAGCGGCACGGUUGGCCCCGCGUACGUGGCUGCAGUUGACCCGAGCGGCGCCAUUGGGCGGGACGGGCGCAUCAAGGCCGCAGACCAAAUACUCAUGAUCGACGGCCAGCGCGUGCAAUCGCCGCAGCACGCGGACAGGCUGCUGUCCACCAACCGGGACACCAUGUCCCUCGUGGUGCGCAUCUCGGAUGCCGGGUACGACGCUGUUCGCCAGGCCCUGCUGCACACCACCCUCGAUACGGAGCUCGCUGGGCCAAUUCGCACCUUCCAGCUGCCGGACACAGACAAGCUUGGUCUCAUACUUGCUGGUGGCAGCGACACGGCGUUCUGUGGCGUGUUUGUGCAAGGGGUGAAGCCCAACUCCCCCGCUGCAGAGCUUGGCAUUGUGGCCGGUGACCUGGUGCUGUCGCUUGACGAUGCGGGCAUGCUGCGGCGCUCGCGUGCAGACAUGGUCGAGACCUUUCACCGCAACGCCCGCGGCGCACAGCUGCGUGUGAUGCGGCUUGGCGCUGGGCUGUGGAACAAGUACCAGGCGGUGUGCUCCCGCACGGGGAUGGCACGCCCCAAUCUGCCGCCAACCACCCUGCCGCUGACCAAGGGCACCCGCACGUCUCUCAGCAGCACGGGGCCCAUUCUCGCCGUGGACGUGUACCGGGAGCCGAACCAGCCGUUUGGGCUGAAGCUGAUUGGCGGCGUGCAGCAAGGCAUGGACACAUUCUUCGUGACGGGGGUGGAGCAGGAAGGGCCAUGCUUUGGCUUCAUCCAGCCAGGCGAUCGCAUCCUUGAGGUGAACAACCACGCGCUCGUGGGCGCGUCCAUGCAGGAUCUUCUGCGGCUGAUUGGCGCGACCGCAACCGCGCUGGAGGUGGUCGUGCAGCGCACAGGUCGCGAACAGUGGGAGGACAUCAAGACCACCAUGGACAACAUCGACAUCCAGCUGCAGGAACAGCAACAGCAGCAGCAGCAAGAACAACAGCAACAGCAAGCAAGUGCCACAUCGCCGCCAGCAGCAAAGGUGCUGAAGCGAACGCUGUCGCGGGAAAAAGGGCGGCUUGGUCUCGGCAUUGCUACGGUGCCGGGCGCAGGCACAAGGAUUGGCGCCGUGGACUCCGACACAGCGCGCCGGCUUGGGCUGAAGGAAGGGCAGGAGAUUGUGGCGAUCAACGGCAGAGACAUCAGCGGCCUGGCGCAUGAGGAUGUGCUGCGGCUGCUGCACGAAGCCAACGAGUCUGUGCAGAUUGAGGUGCGGGAGGCGGAACCACAGCACGUGCAGGUGCAGCGCUUUGACGGCCGGUUUGGAUUCACAGUCAUGACCACCAAGCAGAAUGAGGACGGCAGCGGGUGCAACGGCCUGUACGUGCACACGGUCACCAACCCGACCACAGCACUCAAGCCAGGCAUGCGCAUCAUUGGCAUGUGCGGCGAAGACAUGCAUGACGCAGACUCUGCACGAUUCCAGCGCCUCCUCAUGGCUGUGACCGGCGAUGAGAUUGUGCUUGACGUGCUGCCGCCGCUGCCGUCUGCACCAUCAUCGCGCCCGCAGUCCGCGGCACACGACGCCUCCAGGGCCCGGCUGCAGUCGCACGCCGGCGCCAACUGGAAGGACAUGGAGGUGCUCACGUUCACCCUCGAGCGCAGCAGCGGGCGCCUUGGGCUCGCGGUUGCAGCACACUUGACAGAGGGCCGCUUUGGCGUGUUCGUUGCUAGCGUCAGCAACGCAAACGCGCGGGAGCGGGGCGUGCGGCGUGGCAUGCGGCUGCUGGCGGUGAACGGCACAGAUGUGCAGCGCGCAACCCGCGACCAAGCUGUCACCGCCCUCAAGAAGGCUACGGAACCCAUCAUCAUCAAGUGCGCAAUGCUGCCGCACACCCGCAACGUGGUGGUGCACACGAAGGACAUCACCGCACGAUCGUCGCCCUUCCGGCUGCAGAGCACGCCGGGCGUCAUGACCCCUGUGUUCCUUGUGCUGAAGGAGGACCAGACCAACGCCACGGCACAGCUGGACGGCGUGCACGGCGGCGCCAUCACCGCUGGCGACCGCAUCCUCUUCAUUGGCGACGAGUCGGCCAUCCUCGCAUCACAGGAGCAAGUGAACGGCAUGCUGGCCGAGGCUGGCAAGGCGGUGACGCUGAUGGUGGCUCGCGAUAAGGACAUGUGGCGGCUGUUCGAGCCAAGUGCAGCCGCUGCUCCUGCUCGCACGCUCUCCACACCUUCGCAAUCACCAUCACCAUCGCCACGCCGCGGCACCUCCCUCCGAAAGCGCAUCUUCAGCCUCUCGCGCAAGAAGACCAACCGGUCGGGGACGGUGACUGUGCGGGCAAAGCGCAUUCGCCUGAGGCGUAUCGAUGGCAAGUUUGGCGUGACGGUUGCGGGUGAUACCAGCCGCCGCGGUCGCGGGGUGUUCGUUGCCGGCGUGAAGAAUCUCGAUGCAGAGAAGCAAGGACUGGCACGCGGCAUGCGCAUCAUGGAAGCUGACGGCGUCGACACGACCCAGUCCACACAGACACAGGUGCUUGACAUCUUCAGCAACGCCGAGGACACGAUUGUGCUGCAGGUCAUCAGGGACGUGCACGGGUUUGCUGAGUUUGAGGCCGGGCUGUCACGACACGCGUCUACGCGCCCAACACCAGCGACCACUCCUGUCCGCUCUCCUGCGCCCGGGUCAUCCCGUCUCCCCUCGCAGACAGAUUCUGUGUUUGAGAGCGAGGGUGCCGCUGCCAGCACCAGCACUGCCACCAGCACACACAAGCGCAUUAUUGUUCGCCGGCAAGAAGGGCGACUUGGGCUUGGGAUUGUUGGCGAGUCAACGGCACGUGGGUUUGGCGUGUACAUCAGCAACGUCGCCAACACAGACGCAGCGGCGCAGGGCCUGGUGGCAGGGAUGCGCAUCAUGACGGUUGAUGGAGAGGAUGUGCGGGAACUGUCGCAGGGAGACGUGCUACAGAAACUGGGGAGCAAGCGUGGGGACGAGGUUGUGCUUGGGGUGAUUGGUGAUGAUGGCGGGUACUCGCGGUUUGUUGAGGUUGCAUCGACCCAGACAUCGGGAACACCGUCUGUGUCCGAGUCACAAGGAAGAGCGGCAGCGGGGCUGGCGUCUGUGACGGAGGAGGCAGAGGAGAGUGAUGACGACGACGACGAUGACGAUGAUGGUGAUGUGGCCCGUGCCGAGCAGAAGGCGGUGCAAGAGAAGGCGCAAAUGCAGCAUGAGGAAUCUCGCACCGUUGAGAACCAGCAGCAACCUGAGCAACAGGCAGCAGCAGCAGCUAAUGUGGAAGAAGAGAACGCCAACGAGGCCGAGGAACAGCGCCACGCUCAAGAGCACGAGCGACAACAACCAUCGCAACAACAUCCACAGCAAGAGGACCAGCAAGAGGAAAUGGAACGUGAGCAGGAUGAGGUGGAGGUGGAGGUGGAACCGUUGCCAGUUGCUGAAGCCGCUGUCCGCCAAGCCGUGCCCAUCGCAGCAAUUGCAGAGGAAGAUGAGCACGAGCACGAAGAUCACCAUGACGAGGUGCAAGCCAGCGAUGAAGCAGACGAGGAUGGGUCAUCCGACAGUGACUCGGGUGACGACGAAGAUGCACAGCGCAUUGUUGUUCGCCGGCAAGACGGGCGGCUCGGGCUUGGUUUGGUUGGCGAGUCGAUGGCACGCGGAUAUGGCGUGUACAUCAGCAACGUCGCUAACACAGAUGCAGCAGCACAGGGGCUGGAGGUUGGAAUGCGCGUGCUGAGCGUGGAUGGCCACGACACGCGGGACGCGACACAGAGCGAGGUGCUGUCGCUCGUGACGAGCAACGAUCACGAUGAAGUCAUCUUCACCGUCAUCCCAGACGACGGCGGGUUUGCCAAGUUUGCGCACGCAUCGUCACUGCCCGGAUCAGCUGCUGCAACGCCGCGCCGGCAGUCGAAAGAGGAGACAGCAGCUGCUGACGUGUCUCAUGAGCACCCCGACCUGGUGAAGCAGCCCGCGAUGGACAUGAGCCUGUACUCGCGGCGACAGAGUAGCGUAAACGUGCAGCCCAUCACCGUUCGCCGGCAAGAGGGGCGACUUGGGCUGGGGAUUGUUGGCGAGUCAACAGCGCGUGGGUUUGGCGUGUACAUCAGCAACGUCGCCAACACAGACGCAGCGGCGCAGGGCCUGGUGGCAGGGAUGCGCAUCAUGACGGUCGACGGAGAGGAUGUGCGGGAACUGUCACAGGGGGACGUGCUGCAGAAGCUGGGAAGCAAGCGUGGGGACGAGGUUGUGCUUGGGGUGAUUGGUGAUGAUGGCGGGUACUCGCGGUUUGUUGAGGUUGCAUCGGCCCAGACAUCGGGAACACCGUCUGUGUCCGAGUCACAAGGAAGAGCGGCAGCGGGGCUGGCGUCUGUGACGGAGGAGGCAGAGGAGAGUGAUGACGACGACGACGAUGACGAUGAUGGUGAUGUGGCCCGUGCUGAGCGAGAGCAGCACCAGGAGGAACAGGAACAGGAACAGGAGGAAGACUGGGGAGAGGAGAAUGAGGGGGAACCGGACAGGGGACAGCAAGAUCGUCACGAAGACCAAGACCGCGACCAGCACCAAAAGCAAGAGAAGCAUCAGGGGCAAGAGGAAGUAGAACAGGAACACCGGCAGGAGGAGGAGGUUGCAGUAGUUGCUGAAGCCGCUGUCCGACAAUCCGAGCCCAUCGCAGCAAUCGCAGAGGAAGCGGAAGAGCAGCAAGAGCAGCAAGGGCAGCAACGCCACGAUGAAAGUUCUGACGAUGCAACAGAAAGACGAGAGGUCGGUGAGCAUGACACUGGCAACGGUUCGAGUGCUGAUGUUGCUGAUGCUGCUGCUGAUGAUGAUGAGGAUAUUGAUGAUGAUGAAGGCUUUCAACGUGUCGUUGUUCGCCGGCAAGAUGGGCGACUUGGGCUUGGGAUUGUUGGCGAGUCAACGGCACGCGGAUAUGGCGUGUACAUCAGCAACGUCGCCAACACAGACGCAGCGGCGCAGGGCCUGGUGGCAGGGAUGCGCAUCAUGACGGUCGAUGGAGAGGAUGUGCGGGAACUGUCACAGGGAGACGUGCUGCAGAAACUGGGAAGCAAGCGUGGGGACGAGGUUGUGCUUGGGGUGAUUGGUGAUGAUGGCGGGUACUCGCGGUUUGUUGAGGUGGCAUCCGCCCAGACAUCGGGAACACCGUCCGUCUCUGAUCGCGGGCGUGUGGGUGCACACGACAGCGAUUUCCAUCACGAACAUCAGCCGCUUCCCGAGGAACGCGAGAGUGCAGCGUCGAGCAGUGACGAUGACUACGAAGACGGAUCACUGGCUGACAGCGGUGUACAGCGCAUUGUCGUUCGCCGGCAAAAUGGGCGGCUCGGGCUUGGUUUGGUUGGCGAGUCGAUGGCACGCGGAUAUGGCGUGUACAUCAGCAACGUCGCUAACACAGAUGCAGCAGCACAGGGGCUGGAGGUUGGAAUGCGCGUGCUGAGCGUGGAUGGCCACGACACGCGGGACGCGACACAGAGCGAGGUGCUGUCGCUCGUGACGAGCAACGAUCACGAUGAAGUCAUCUUCACCGUCAUCCCAGACGACGGCGGGUUUUCUCGCUUCGGCACCCCGACGUCUCCCGUUCGCGCACCCCAGCAGCAGCAGGAGCACCAACAACAGCAGAGCGAUGCUGCCGCGGCCAGGGAUGGCGAUACAAACGAUGAAGAGGAGACAGUGCCCGAUGCCCCGCCAGCGCUGGUGGAGUGCGACGUGACGAGGACGGACGGCCGGCUCGGUAUUGGUCUGCUGGGUCAUCCAACCCAGCAGGGUCUCGGCGUGUACCUGUGCUCUGUCACCAACCCCGUGGCCAUUGCUGCGGGCAUGAAGAAGGGGCUGCGGCUGGUGCAAGUCAACGACAAGGACCUGACGUCGGCAACGCAGCGCGAGGCAUUCAGCAUCCUCACCACAGCCACGGAGCCUGUGCACCUCGCCGCACGCGUGGACACGGACGGAUAUGCGCGCAUUCAGGGUUUGGCAGACAACGCUGACGCCGGCACCAAGACACACGGGACCCCGCAACCCGUACCACCGUCGCUGCCGAUUCGAGUCCUGAACGUGGAUGUUGAGAAGGACCGCGGGCGGCUUGGUUGCGCCAUUGUCGUGCAUGGGCAGUCUGUGAAGAACACGUACAUCAACAGCGCCCACCCGCGCCACGCGGGCCGCGUACAGCCGGGCGAUUGUGUGGUUGCCGUCAACGGCGAGGUGAUUGUUGGCAAGAGCCAGAACGUGGUUGUUGGCCUGAUCCAGGCUGCUGGCGAUGUUCUUCGCUUCACCAUUGCCCGCUGCCCCAACGUGUCCCUCCCCGUGCGUGACGGCAGCUUCCAGUUUGACGUCACCGCCGCGCCCACCGCGGCCCGUGUCUCCAUGCCAUCUGCAGAUGUGGCUGCGGUUGCCUUUGAGGACAUUGGGUCUGGCGCACCGACCGUCGCCAAGGACCACACCCCGCUGCGUCGUGGCGAUGUUGUUGCCGCAAUUGACUCGAACAUGCUCGUCGACAGCACCAGCAGCGACGUGACAGCGUUGGCGGCGCAGUCUGGUCGCGCUCGCACCACAUUUACCGUCUGCCGUGUUGGCGCAGAGGUCCCCGCCUCACCUUCCCCGAGCGCUGCGGGUCGGUCCAACACCGACGCCGCAAGUCAGCAGCAGUCGUCUCCAGCCGAGGGCGCGCAGGACAACGCCAACGAUGAUGAUGAUGGCAACAACGCCAGCACUAAUGCCAACAUCAACGACACCGACACCGACAGCGCAGAGCCCGAUACAGCGGUGAUUGUGCUGCACAAGGGCUCGCAGGGCUUUGGGUUUGUUCUCAAGGCGAAGGACAAGCCUGGCCCGCUGACGGUGGGGCGUGUGCGUGAGGGCGGUGCGGCGUCCAACGAACCGCGGCUGAAGAAGGGCGUUCGCGUCCUCAGUAUCAACGGCACCGACACAUCCGUCGUCACAAAGCAGGAUGCUGGGCGCCUCAUCUCGCGCGCCGGCGACACGAUGGAGCUCAAGAUUGUGCUCGAUUCAUCAACUGCGUGAUGUGAGGCAUUCGUGUGUGGAAUUGCUGCACUCAUUUUGUGGACAUGUGUGCAGUGCACAUGAAUGUGCUUUGUCCCCGUGAAGUUUUUCUAUUUGUUGUUUGCACAAGGCUGUCAAGACUGUCCCUUCACAAUGCCUGCUUUGUACACUUUCUCACACAUUAUUUCUCCUUCUUCCUGCUCCUCCACAUUCUGCCCUUCAUUCUGUGCCUCUGUGGCUGGCAGGUGUCAGCUGCU